Messenger RNA from Ananas comosus (pineapple), 6436 nucleotides. Its product is annotated as ABC transporter A family member 1. Gene Ontology annotation, cellular component: membrane; intracellular membrane-bounded organelle. Gene Ontology annotation, biological process: lipid transport; transmembrane transport. The transcript is spliced from 40 exons. Gene Ontology annotation, molecular function: lipid carrier activity; ATP binding; ATP hydrolysis activity. NCBI's taxonomy places the organism in Eukaryota, Viridiplantae, Streptophyta, Magnoliopsida, Poales, Bromeliaceae. The coding region runs from base 265 to 5949 and encodes 1894 amino acids. The record is from RefSeq and is a predicted model, not a curated record.
GCCACGCCGGCGCGCCAACUCCGCUCGCGCAGUCACGCGGGCGGCGCCUGUUACUGUUUCCCCGACCCCACCUGCACUCUCCGGCUUUUAUCAUUUUCCUCCUCGCCCAACCCCCUCCACCUCUCUCGCCUCCUUUCCCAACCUUUGUUCCUCUCCGCUUCCUCUUUGAUCUCCCUCUAGGGUUUUGUUUUUUUUCCUCCCUUUUCGAAUGCAGUGCUCAAUUACUAAUUUGUGAAAAUUUGCGCAAAAAAUUGGAGGAAAGAGAUGGGGCCGACGCAGCGGCAGCUGCGCGCCAUGCUCCGCAAGAACUGGCUCCUCAAAAUUCGCCACCCGUUCACUACCUGUACCGAGAUUCUGCUGCCAACGAUUGUAAUGCUUAUGCUGAUCGGCAUCCGCACGAGGGUCGACACGCAGAUUCAUCCCGUGCAAGCGUAUAUCAAGAAGGGCAUGUUUGUUGAAGUGGGCAAGAGCGAGAUAUCUCUGAGUUUUGAUAGCAUACUGAAGCUGAUGUUUGCAAAUGGUGAACAUUUGGCUUUCGUGCCCGACUCGUAUGAGACUAGGUCGAUGGUGGAUGUGCUUACUUUAAAAUUUCCACUGCUGAAGAUGGUCGGAAGAAUAUACAAGGAUGAGUUGGACCUUGAGAGUUACAUACGCUCGGAUCUAUAUGGCAUUAAUGAUCACACCAAGAACUUGUCAAAUCCCAAGAUUAGAGGAGCUAUUGUGUUUCAUGGGCAGGGUCCUAAAUUAUUUGACUACAGCAUACGCCUCAAUCACACCUGGGCUUUCUCAGGCUUUCCUGAUGUUAAAACCAUCAUGGAUGUAAAUGGACCUUAUCUCAAUGACUUGGAACUAGGCAUGAAUAUUGUACCAACUCUUCAAUAUGGUUUUAGUGGCUUCUUAACUCUGCAGCAAGUUGUGGACUCAUUAGUAAUACUUAUGGCACAGCAAACUGGAAAUAAUAUUACUGCAGAGAUUAGAGAGCUACGGCAGUCUCAUUCAUCUGUAGUUCAGUCUGAUGUUGGCUCUUCUUGGACACGGUUUUUCCCUGCAAACAUCAGUAUAGCUCCAUUUCCUACUCGUGAAUACACAGAUGAUGAGUUUCAGUCCAUCGUAAAGGAUGUCAUGGGAGUACUAUAUCUUUUGGGAUUUCUCUAUCCAAUAUCUCGUCUAAUCAGCAAUUCUGUCUAUGAAAAGGAGCAAAAGAUCAAAGAAGGCCUGCACAUGAUGGGUCUUAAAGAUGAAAUAUUUUACCUUUCCUGGUUUAUUACGUAUUCUUUACAGUUUGCAAUAUCUUCAGCAGUCAUUACAGUGUGCACAAUGAGCAGCCUUUUUCUAUACAGCGAUAAAUCAAUAGUCUUCAUGUAUUUCUUCUUGUUUGGGAUAAGUGCAGUCAUGCUUUCAUUUUUUAUCUCCACAUUCUUUUCUCGAGCAAAGACAGCAGCAGCGGUUGGCACUUUGUCUUUCCUUGGGGCUUUCUUUCCUUACUACUCGGUCAAUGACCCGGCUGUUCCAAUGAUAUGGAAGAUCUUGGCUUCUUUGCUUUCCCCCACUGCCUUUGCUCUUGGGACAGUGAAUUUUGCUGAUUAUGAGCGUGCUCAUGUUGGACUUCGGUGGACAAAUAUGUGGCAGGCCUCAUCUGGAGUAAAUUUUUUGGUAUGUCUUGCGAUGAUGGUGGUUGAUGCUAUUCUCUAUUGCUUCAUUGCUCUCUACCUUGAUAAGGUUCUUCCUAGAGAGUAUGGAGUUCGUUAUCCGUGGAACUUUCUGUUUACAAGGGUAUACUGGCAGAGAAGGAAAACAUUUGACUGUUAUUCUGAGAGCCUGGGAUCUAUAAGUAGUGAUCAAUUAUUAGAAGGCAAGGUGCACUCUUCUAAUCAAGUUUUCUCUGCGCCUUCCGUUGAGCCAAUAAGUUUGGAUAUGAAACAGCAGGAACUUGAUGGCCGUUGUGUUCACAUCCGGAAUUUGCGUAAAAUCUACACGACAAAGAAGAGAGUCUGUUGUGCGGUCAACUCACUUCAUCUUACUCUAUUUGAAAAUCAGAUACUUGCUCUUCUAGGCCAUAAUGGUGCUGGAAAAAGCACGACUAUUUCAAUGCUUGUUGGUCUUCUUCCACCGACAUCUGGUGAUGCAGUAAUUUUUGGCAAGAGUAUAAGGACGCACAUGGAUGAGAUACGGAAGACAUUAGGUGUCUGCCCUCAAAAUGAUGUACUUUUUGCAGAACUAACAGUCAAAGAGCAUAUGGAAAUAUUUGCUAUUCUCAAAGGUGUUGAAGAAAACUGCUUGGAGAGGGCAGUGACUGAAAUGAUUGAUGAGGUUGGUUUGUCAGACAAAAUUAAUACAGUUGUUGGCUCUCUUUCUGGGGGAAUGAAGAGGAAAUUGUCUCUUGGUAUUGCGCUUAUUGGAAAUAGCAAGGUAAUCAUCCUUGAUGAACCAACUAGUGGAAUGGAUCCAUACUCGAUGCGAUCAACAUGGCAGUUAAUAAAGAAGAUUAAGAAGGGAAGAGUAAUAUUGUUGACAACACACUCCAUGGAUGAAGCUGAUGUUUUGGGUGAUCGAAUAGCUAUUAUGGCUAAUGGUCACCUGAGGUGCUGUGGAAGCUCCCUUUUCUUGAAGCAUAGAUUCGGGGUUGGUUAUACGCUUACUAUCGUAAAGAAUGCUCCUUCUGCCUCUGUGGUCGUGGAGAUUGUUCAUCAUCAUGUCCCAACAGCAACACUGUUGUCCGAUGUAGGUACAGAAAUUUCCUUUAGACUCCCUCUUUCAGCUUCGUCAUCUUUCGAGGGCUUGUUUCGUGAAAUUGAAAGCUGCAUUAGAAGACCAGGCAUGAAAACAGAGGAUGUCUUUGUAUGUAAUGAUAACUUUUUUGGCGUCCAGAGCUAUGGUAUUUCUGUUACGACUUUGGAGGAAGUAUUUAUGAAGGUCUCUGGGCAAAGCAUUGAUGAUGAUGAUACAGCCGAAUAUCACAUAUCUCAUAAUACGCCCGACUCUUUGGUUUCCGAAGCUUCUAAUCCUGCACUGUUAAAGCCCUCAAAUACAAAACCACUAUGUUUUGAACUUCAUUUGAAACUUUGCAGAUCAUUAUGUUUUGCUGUAGGAAAAGGUUGCAGUUUGAUAUUUGCUGCAGUGUGCAGUUUCAUAGGAUUUUUCACUGCUAAAUUCUGCGGUUGCGGCAUGCUUACACAGUCUACACUGUGGAAACAUUCCAAAGCCCUUAUCUCGAAAAGGGCAAUUUCUGCCCGAAGGGAUCGAAGAACAAUUGUAUUUCAGUUGUUCAUUCCAGCCGUCUUUCUGCUGUUUGGUCUGCUUUUUCUCAGACUUAAGCCACAUCCUGAUCAGGAUUCUGUGACCCUUACGACUUCAUAUUUUAAUCCUUUACUAAGCGGGGGUGGUGGCGGAGGUCCGAUUCCAUUCAAUCUCACUCUGCCUAUUGCUAAGCAGGUUGCCGCUAAUAUAAAAGGUGGUUGGAUUCAAAAGCAAGAACCAAGGGCUUUCAAGUUCCCCGAUUCUGAAAAAACACUUGCUGAUGCUAUUGAUGCAGCUGGGCCAAGCUUGGGUCCUGUUCUUCUCUCCAUGAGUGAAUAUCUAAUUACUAGUUUGAACGAGUCUUACCAGUCAAGGUAUGGUGCUGUUGUAAUGGAUGAUCAGAAUGAUGAUGGGAGUGUAGGAUACACGGUGUUGCACAACAGUUCUUGUCAACAUUCAGCACCAACCUACAUUAAUAUAGUAAAUUCUGCGAUUUUGAGGCUUGCAACUGGCGAUAAAAAUAUGACAAUUCGAACUCGUAACCACCCAUUGCCAAUGACUGAGUCACAGAGAUUACAACGACAUGAUUUAGAUGCCUUCUCUGCUUCAAUCAUUGUUGGCAUUGCAUUUUCCUUUAUCCCUGCCUCAUUCGCAGUCGCUAUUGUUAAGGAGCGUGAAGUCAAGGCAAAGCAUCAGCAGCUAAUUAGUGGGGUUUCUAUAUUAUCAUAUUGGCUUUCGACGUACAUAUGGGACUUCAUCAGUUUCUUAUUUCCUACAUCACUUGCCAUGCUACUAUUUUUUAUUUUCGGUUUGAAUCAAUUUAUUGGAACUAACUGUUUCAUACCGACACUUGUACUCUUCUUGGAAUAUGGUCUGGCAGUUGCCUCAUCGACUUAUUGUCUUACAUUCUUCUUUUCUGACCAUUCAGCUGCACAGAAUGUGGUUUUGCUGGUUCACUUUUUCAGCGGGCUUAUUCUUAUGGUUAUUUCAUUCCUUAUGGGACUAGUUGAGGCAACUAAAAGUGCUAAUUCUUUACUGAAGAUUUUAUUUAGGUUAUCCCCUGGAUUUUGCUUCACUGAUGGGCUUGCUUCGCUUGCUCUGAGACGGCAAGAUAUGAAACGAGGAACUGGUAGUGGUGUUCUUGACUGGAAUGUUACCGGUGCCUCUAUCUGCUAUUUAGUUGCUGAGAGCAUAAUAUAUUUUCUUAUCACAAUUGGACUGGAACUGAUGCCUUAUGAAAAACCAAGAUUAACCACAUUUAAAGACUGGUGGCAUCAUUUUGCCUCUCUUAAAAAUGGCAAAACUGACAGCCACCUCCAGCCUCUUCUUGGAUCGCAAGAUGAGACUCAUGUCACAAUAGCUGAUGAGGAUGAAGAUGUACGAGCUGAAAGGAACAAGAUACUUGCUGGUUCUGCUAAUAAUGCCAUAAUCUACUUGCAUAAUAUGCGGAAGGUGUACCCUGCUAGAGGAAAUCACGCUGCAAAGGUAGCCGUUGAUUCACUGACAUUCUCUGUUCAGGAAGGUGAAUGCUUUGGCUUUCUAGGAACAAAUGGUGCAGGGAAGACCACAACUUUGUCCAUGUUGACUGGCGAAGAGUGUCCAUCAGAUGGUACUGCAUAUAUCUUUGGGAAUGACAUAAGAUUACAUCCAAAAGCUGCUCGUCGGCAUAUAGGAUACUGCCCACAGUUUGAUGCACUUCUAGAAUUUUUGACGCCUCGCGAGCAUCUUGAGCUUUAUGCAAGAAUAAAGGAUGUUCCUGAAAUCAGCAUAAAUAAUGUUGUCAAAGAGAAGUUGGUGGAGUUCGAUCUAUGGAAGCAUGCUGAUAAACCAUCUUAUGCACUAAGUGGAGGUAACAAGCGCAAGCUGUCUGUUGCUAUUGCAAUGAUUGGGAAUCCGCCGAUAGUCAUUCUUGACGAGCCCUCAACCGGUAUGGAUCCCAUAGCGAAGCGGUUCAUGUGGGAUGUCAUCUCUCGUUUAUCUACUAGGCGAGGAAAGACGGCUAUUAUCCUAACAACUCAUAGCAUGAAUGAAGCUCAGGCCCUUUGUACACGCAUCGGCAUAAUGGUUGGAGGCCGACUAAGAUGCAUUGGGAGCCCACAGCACCUGAAGACUCGUUUUGGAAACCACCUUGAGCUUGAGGUGAAGCCCACUGAGGUCAGCUCAAUUGAGAUAGAUGCUGUUUGUAGAACAAUUCAACAACUUCUCUUUGAUUUCCCUAGUCAUUCAAGAAGCCUAUUGAGUCACCUAGAAACUUGUAUUGGUGGGAAUGGAAAUUUGUUGUUGGAAAAUGUUUCAGAAAUCUGUUUGACACGGGAAAUGGUGAGUUUGAUAACAAGGAUGCUUGGCAAUGAGGAUUGUGGCAAAACAGUUUUAUGUUCCAAACGGGUCACUGAUGGCGUGUUUGCUGAACAAAUAUCUGAGCAACUUACUCGAGAUGGAGGGGUGCCGCUGAGAAUAUUUGCUGAAUGGUGGUUGGCCAAACAAAAGUUUUCACUGAUUGAUUCUUUUGUUCUCUCCUCGUUUCCCGGGGCUACAUUCCACGGUUGCAAUGGGUUGAGUGUUAAAUACCAGUUGCCAUAUGGAGAGGACUCUUCUCUUGCUGACAUAUUUGGGCAUGUGGAGCAUAACAGGGAGAAACUUGGUAUAGGAGAAUAUAGCAUCAGUCAAUCAACCCUGGAGACUGUAUUUAAUCAUUUUGCUUCUACUUACUAAUUCGCCCAAGAUGAAGAGAACGAAAUAAAUCCGACUCCGUGGUCUUUUUCUGACCUCGCAAGUUCUAUAACUGCAUUGCUCGAGAAGAAAACUUGAUAUAGCAAAAUGGCCUCUAAUCGCUUGAUAGAAAGAAAAGGUACAGAAGAAUACAGCAUCAAUCAGCAAAAAGAGUUAAAAAAAAGAAAGAAAAGAAAAUCAAAGCAUUACACAUGUAAUAUUGGCAAUGUUGAAUGCCUCUCAACUUUGUCUGUAUUUUGUAAAUACUCUGCUGUAUCCUAUUUCUCCCAUAGAAAGCAAAGCUCGGGAUGUAUCAUAAGCCUGUAUUUUAUUUAUUUAUUUAUUUAUUGCUCUUCUUCAUUCUUGUCCUGAAAAUAUAUUAUGGCAAGAAAAACUUCACAUUUGGCCACAUGGCUUUGAAAAGAAUGUACAACUGUGUAAAGUAUGGUAUGAAGAUCCCUGUUUGUGUGUGGUGAUAAGUUCUUUGCUA